UAGUGUGUACAUUUAUCACACUGUACAGUGGUAACAGACAAUUGUACUUCUCAACUGUAGGGGGACCCCGAAAAGCAAUUGCUCUUUAGUGCUGCUUUAACUGCCUAUGUCAGCAUAUUACAAAUGGUGAGACGAGCCUCCCCUGUGAUGGUGGUGUGAGGGGGCAGCUGUCCUAAUGUAUCCUGAGGGGAAGCUCACAUUCAUCCAAUUUGAAAAGCUGUGGUCUAUAUCAAUUUCCUCAUGCUCUGUCUCUCUAGAAAGUUCUGGACAAAGCAGAAGACUAUACAGGACCUUCCUUGUGCUGUGAGCCAUUGCACGCCAUCAGACUGUGGUUGUGAUUCACAACUCACCCCUCCUGCCUCCAAUAGAGGCACUACCCACUCCAAUUCACUAUGGCGCAAAAUCAUGUACUCCUAAAUAUCCAAGAUUUCAAUUGUCCCAUAUGUCUGGAACUGCUUGAAGACCCAAUAACAAUCCCUUGUGGGCACAAUUACUGUCAGGGCUGCAUUUGGGAAUACCGGGUCAUAAAUAAUGACUUGGAGACAGUCAACUGUCCCCAGUGCAGAAAGUCCUUCACAUCCAUACCCUUUCUGGGAAAAAACAUACUACUGGCUGAGACAGUGGCCAGACUAAGAAGAACAUGCUGCUCUACUUCACCUGCUAAUGCUGCCUCUGCUUCCACUGCUACAAAUGUUCGACCACAACGUGCCUCUGCUUCCACUGCUACAAAUGUUCGACCACAACGUGCCUCUGCUUCCACGGCUACAAAUGUUCGACAACAACGUGCUUCUGACUCCACUACAACGAAUGUUCGACAACAACGUGCCUCUGCUUCCACUGCUACAAAUGUUCGACCACAACGUGCCUCUGCUUCCACGGCUACAAAUGUUCGACUACAACGUGCUUCUGACUCCACUACAACGAAUGUUCGACUACAACGUGCCUCUGCUUCCACUGCUACAAAUGUUCGACCACAACGUGCCUCUGCUUCCACGGCUACAAAUGUUCGACAACAACGUGCUUCUGACGCCACUACAAAGAAUGUUCAACAACAACGUGCCUCUGCUUCUAAUCAUACAAAUGUUCGACAACAACGUGCCUCUGCUUCCAUUGCUACAAAUGUUCAACAACAACGUGCCUCUGUUUCCACGGCUACAAAUGUUCGACAACAACGUGCCUCUGCUUCUACUGCUACAAAUGUUCAACAACAACGUGCCUCUGUUUCCACGGCUACAAAUGUUCAACAACAACGUGCCUCUGCUUCCACUGCUACAAAUGUUCAACAGCAAUGUGCCUCUGCCUCCACUGCUAUGAAUGUUCUAUGGCCACGUGUGCUGGCUAUGUUGUUGGCCUGCGUGGCCUUUAGUGUGGCACUUCAUGGUGGAAUGGUGGAGGACCAGUUGGUGGGCAUGUGGUGCCUUUUCAGCUGGGAAUUUAGCUUCAUUGGGACACUGUUGUUGCUACUGGCGGAGCCAUGCAUGCUGCAGUCAGGCACAUCUGUCUUUUGGAAGAACUUCACCAUCACCUUCGCCUGCUUUGCCUCCCUCCUCUGCCUCUCCGCAUCCAUCGACUUUGCCCUGCAUUUUGUUAAAGGCUUCUUCAUGCAUGGUGUGUCCUACAACUACCGUGUUGUCUCGCUGGUCUUCUCCUGCUUUGCCACCAUCGCCUAUGCAAUGGAGGUGAACAUCAUCAAGGCACGGUCAGACACCGACAGGAACAGGCCAACUGGUUAUAUGACCACAGUGCCUGGUCUGCUGAAAGUCUGUGAAACGUUUGUGGCCGGCAUCAUCUUUGUGUUCAUCAGCGACCCCAACGCCUAUGAGAGUCACGCGGCCAUCAAGUGGUGCAUGGCUGUCUAUUGCAUCUGCUUCAUCCUGUCCAGCAUGGUCAUCAUCCUGUCCAUUGGGAAUUGCUCUGACUACCUGACCUCCCCCCCCACCUGCUGCUUGUCCUUCUACGCCUUGUUGGCCGUCAUUAUGUAUCUGACAGCCACCAUCAUCUGGCCCAUCUAUAAGUUUGACAAGCUGCAUGGGGGAAGCCCCUCUAGGCCCAGUCAGUGCAGCAGCAGCAACCCAGACCUUUGCCCAUUUGACAAGCUGAUAGUUGUGGCUGUGCUAACCGCCGUGAACUUUAUACUAUACCUGGCUGAUUUGAUAUUCUCUGUCAUACAGUUUAAGGAGGAUGACCAAUACAUAUAUCUACAAUUAUGACACUUACCAGUGUAGCCUAUAUCGGUAUCGGCCAUUGUUUUCCCCUGAUAUUUGUUUAAAUGUACACUCUUGUGUUUAUGGCAGUUUGAUUUCACUUAAACUAAAUUAUAUCAUUCUGUCUUUAUAUAGAUUACUUAGUGAUGGAUAUACCUCAUAACUAAGUAUCAUUAGUUCAUGGAGACUCCAUGUUAGCAACAUAACCCCAUAAACUUCCUGAAGACCCACCUCUUCUGAGAGCACUUCCUCUCCACACUGCUAAACAACUGGACCCAUAGAAGUAUAAUUAUACAUAUAUAACUGGAGAGUGAGGAAGUACUGUCCCUAUUCAUUUCAUUGGCCCAUUCGCAUAAUCGGCGUAUCUUCAUACAGUAUACUUCAUACAGCAUAUAUAGACAUUUCUCUGCACCUUUUUUCAGGGAAAGCAGCUUCCAUUUAAUCCAAGUGGUCGGCUUUCCCAGAAAAGGGGGCAGCAGGGACGCGUAGCAAAUUCAAAGUUCCCAGAUGUGCCGGUUCAGUUCAGACAGAUUUAAUCAUCACAUACAUAAUUAUAGUAGUAUAUAACAAGCAGUGAAAUGUAAGUCUGGUUAGCUUCAUGACUGUGUAAAGUAGAAAUAAUCUAAGUAAACAAAUAAGAUUAAAAGCAGAAGUUAAUAAUAAAUAAUUCAAAAUAAUAUAAUAAUAAAGUGACAUGAAUAAUAAUAAUAAUAAUAAUAAAUAAUAAUAAUAAUGUUAUUAAAAUGGAAUGGAGUCCAUGGUAUUCAUAAGAGUUGGCAUGUCCAUGUUGAGGAGUCUAAUGGUAGAGAAGUCCUAGAGAUGCACUCGGCUGAGCGCACCACUCUCUGCAAGGCGUUGCAGUCUUUCUCAGUGCUGUUGGCAUGGCACGGUGCUGCGUAUGCUAGGCAUACGCUAGGCAAUUGCCAAAAUUUGGAAAGUUUGAAAUUGUCGCAGCAUUUUUUUUCAAAAUGGUCUUCCAUGGGCCUGGUGUCCCGCUGGGUUGGUCCCGCACCUAAUUAAUUAGGUUCCACGUUAUGAAGAUGAAGAUAAUGGAAGUACAACGGUAUGUCGUUGCAGAUUGGAUAUUCUCACAGAGGGAAGAAAAGGACUGUGAAGUUUUGGAAUGUUCAUCAUCUUUGGCCAUAUAGGUGCAAGUUUAUUUAAUUGGUUUGCUAAUGGAAUAACAUUUUGGGGAUGGUGGUGCAGAAGUUCGCCCCAUAUGUCUUGAAGUCUAAUGAUGUGAUGUUCAACAACAACAGAAGUAAAAUCACCUCCAAGAGACUACCUACCUAGGAGGCAUCAUCCAGCACAGGUGGAGCCUGUGGGGCUUAGGCUAAUUCGCAAAUUCAAACCACUGCCAUGUGACUUUUUGUUUUUCCUAUUUGAAUUUUACCUUGCUGAACCAGAGGCAGGAUUAAAUCAUUUUUAACACUUAAUGUCAAACUCAAGGAAUGUCAAAAUGUUUACUGGUUGUAAUGCCAUAGAAUGGGAACAGAAAAAGAAAUAUAUGAGAGCAAAUGUUGAUGCUGAGAAUAGGCCUAGAUAAGGAUCUUUGUUUGAAUCGUUGUUAAUAGAACACCUUAUGCUGACAGUUUCUGUAACAGUGUAAUUUACAUUAAUUGUGUGGCCUGUGUCCACUCUUCAUCAAAGCCUGAUCUCUGUACAGCAUUCUUUCCACAACAUCCAUCUCUCUCUCAAUUAAAAAAACAAAUAUAAGCUGUUAAAUUGGUGAAAUCAUAA
Alosa sapidissima (American shad) is the source of this 3944-nucleotide messenger RNA. RefSeq names its product myeloid-associated differentiation marker homolog. NCBI's taxonomy places the organism in Eukaryota, Metazoa, Chordata, Actinopteri, Clupeiformes, Clupeidae. The record is from RefSeq and is a predicted model, not a curated record. Gene Ontology annotation, cellular component: membrane. The coding region runs from base 393 to 2210 and encodes 605 amino acids. The transcript has 2 exons.